UUUUAUAUGAACACUGUAUGAACAUGAAUAAUACACAUGAUAACACACAUCUUGUUAUACAUUUGUUACGCAUUUUAACGCCAAAAUGAAGUAGUUCCGGACUACUCUCGUUCAACAUCUUUCCACGCUUACCUGAUAUAUCACAAGAGGGCGUUGGAUCUGCGGUAACUACAGCUUGUGGUGAGAUGCUGGGAACUGAAACCCAGCCCUCUGCAAGAACAGCAAGUACUUUUAGCCGUUGAACUGUAUCUCCAACUGCAUUCAAAAAGAUUUUAAACGAUGGCAUUUUAACCCAUUUUUCAUGUCAUUAAAAUGUUUAUUAUAGUAUACAUACUAUAGAAACCCCACAUUUUUUGUGUCAUUAAAAUGUUUAUUAUAACACACAUACAUAAUCCUACAGAGAACCUACUGUGACUUAUCAAGCCAUAUUUCUAUUGUUGGAAGCAUUCAUUCCAUUUCAAGGCAAAAAUAGGCGUGCUACAGCUGGACAGCUGCGGAAGUGACCGUGCCGGGGUGCGCACUGCCUGCCGAGGCCGUACCCCCAAGUUUUAUACCGCCAAACCAGGUGGCACAUCGCUGGUGAGCACUGGCGCCGCGGGGGGCGUGGCGAUAUGCGGGGGCGUGGUCGGAGGUCGGGCCGAGGCGGGGCCUCGUGAGGAGGGCGGGGCCAAGCGCGGCGGCAAGCGGGUGCCGGCGCUGCCGUUCGCCGCUCGAGCUGCAGGUGGAGCUGUGCCGCCGCGCUGCCUCCAGGAAGCCUCACGGGCCUUCGUCGGCCUGGCCGCGGCACCGGCUCCCAGGAUGCAGUGUGGAGCGGCCGGGCGCUGACGGCGGCGGUGCGGCUGCGGGCGGAGCGGCAGCAGGCCGGCCUGCGAGGAGCGCGGCGGGGAAGGUAGCGGCAGGCCCGGGCGGCGCUGCCGGCGGAGAGGACCCGGCAGCCGGGCCUGCGUGGGGCCGCGCGCCGCGGCGUCGACUUCCUUCGCGCCGAGCAGGACAGCGCAGGGCCAUGGCCGAGGCGGCCGCGGCUCCGAUUUCUCCAUGGACAAUGGCAGCUACAAUUCAGGCUAUGGAGAGGAAGAUUGAAUCACAGGCUGCUCGACUGCUUUCUCUAGAAGGUCGAACUGGGAUGGCAGAGAAGAAGCUGGCUGACUGUGAGAAGACAGCUGUGGAGUUCAGCAACCAGCUGGAGGGCAAGUGGGCCGUGCUGGGAACCCUGCUGCAGGAAUAUGGGCUGCUGCAGCGGCGGCUGGAAAAUGUGGAGAAUCUGCUACGCAACCGGAACUUCUGGAUUCUUCGGCUUCCCCCAGGCAGCAAGGGCGAGGUCCCCAAGGUGCCUCUGACCUUUGAUGAUGUGGCCAUGUAUUUUUCUGAUCAGGAGUGGGGCAAGCUGGAGGACUGGCAGAAGGAGCUCUACAAGCAUGUGAUGAGGGGCAACUACGAGACACUGGUCUCCCUGGACUAUGCCAUCUCCAAACCUGAGGUCCUCUCCCAGAUUGAACAAGGCAAGGAGCCAUGCACCUGGCGUCGCACUGGGCCCAAGGUCCCGGAGGUUCCUGUGGACCCAAGUCCAGGUGAAGGGUUGGGAAAAGGCUCUGGAGCACCAGUUCCUGCCCCUGACCUCCUGAUGCAAAUCAAGCAAGAGGGGGAGCUGCAGCUGCAGGAGCAGCAGGCUCUGGGUGUGGAAGCCUGGGCAGCUGGACAGCCAGAUAUUGGGGAAGAGCCGUGGGGCCUCAGCCAGUUGGACUCUGGAGCAGGAGACAUCUCCACAGAUGCUACCUCUGGUGUCCAUUCCAACUUUUCAACCACCAUCCCACCCACUUCCUGGCAAGCAGAUCUCCCUCCCCACCACCCCUCUUCAGCAUGCUCAGAUGGGACACUGAAGCUCAACACAGCAGCAUCCACAGAAGCAGAUGUAAAAAUUGUUAUCAAAACAGAAGUCCAGGAAGAGGAGGUGGUGGCCACACCUGUUCAUCCCACGGACCUGGAGGCUCAUGGGACUUUGUUUGCACCAGGCCAAGCCACAAGAUUCUUCCCUAGCCCUGUCCAGGAAGGAGCCUGGGAAAGUCAAGGCAGUUCCUUCCCCAGCCAGGACCCAGUGCUAGGCCUGCGGGAGCCCACUCGGCCAGAGAGGGACAUUGGUGAGCUCAGUCCUGCCAUAGCACAGGAGGAGGCUCCUGCCGGGGAUUGGCUCUUUGGCGGAGUCAGGUGGGGCUGGAAUUUCCGGUGUAAACCUCCAGUGGGCCUGAACCCGAGGACGGUGCCCGAGGGGCUCCCUUUCUCAUCUCCAGACAACGGAGAGGCCAUCUUGGACCCCAGCCAGGCCCCAAGACCCUUCAAUGAUCCCUGCAAAUACCCUGGCCGGACAAAAGGCUUCGGCCACAAACCGGGGCUGAAGAAGCACCCGGCGGCACCACCCGGAGGCCGGCCCUUCACCUGUGCCACCUGCGGAAAGAGCUUCCAGCUGCAGGUGAGCCUGAGUGCCCACCAGCGCAGCUGCGGACUGUCCGAUGGGGCGGCCACGGGGGCAGCUUCCACCACUACUGGAGGCGGAGGUGGUGGCAGCGGCGGAGGAGGAGGCAGCAGCGGAGGUGGGAGCAGUGCACGGGACAGCAGCGCUCUGAGGUGUGGGGAGUGUGGUCGCUGCUUCACACGCCCUGCACACCUCAUCCGCCACCGCAUGCUACACACUGGUGAGAGGCCCUUCCCCUGCACCGAGUGCGAGAAGCGCUUCACAGAGCGUUCCAAGCUCAUCGACCACUACCGAACGCACACGGGCGUGCGGCCAUUCACCUGCACAGUGUGUGGGAAGAGCUUCAUCCGCAAGGACCACCUCCGCAAGCACCAGCGCAACCACCCUGCAGUGGCCAAGGCGCCCGCACACGGUCAGCCACUCCCACCACUGCCGGCUCCUCCCGACCCUUUCAAGAGCCCCGCAGCCAAAGGACCCAUGGCCUCCACAGACCUUGUGACUGACUGGACUUGUGGCCUAAGUGUUCUGGGACCCAGUGAUGGUGGUGGAGACCUGUAAGGACCCCAAUCCUCCUGUGGCCCUUGCAGGCCACGAAUGUACAGUCCUGAGUGCAGAUAGCAGGAUGGCCUGAAAGCUCAGAAGCAAAAAGGGAGACUUGGCAGAGAACCAAAUUUCCAUGUUGCUGAACUGAUCACUGGAAAAGACUAUCGAUGCAGCCUCCACCUUAAAGUAGAAUUCCAACUGUGAAACUCAACACCGUAUAGGAUCUUAAGUAAUUUAAUUACCCAUUUUUUGUUUUUUCUCUUUAAUUCUUGAGGAAAAAGCUGGAAAACAGUAGCAACAACCAGUUAGAUUUUGAGGUGUGGCUUUCAGAGGUGUAUGUUCACCGUGUCUUACCAGUGUUAGAAAGAUGGUCAGUGGGAGAAGGGCACUCCCAGCCAUGGACCACACAGCCCUAUGGGAGGUUGAGUUCCAGGUCUGUCCAGGCAUGUUGGGGCUUACACUCAGCAGUAAGAACCCUACUAGAAGCAGCCCUUACCUUCUGAAAAGACCCUUUAAGCCAAGGCCUGACUUUUUCCUGUUUUGAGCCAUCUGUGGUACCUGUCCAAGGUGGUAACUCCACUAUAGUAGUGACUCCUUGGCCUGGCUAAGAAGAAUCAUAUGGAGCUGUAGUAGUGUUAGAUCUGAAGUCACAGGAAGCCAGGGCCUCCCAUCUUGGGCUAUCUCCAUUACCCACAGAUGCUUCUGUUGGCUGCCCGUUGUGUAGUAUGUUCAUUUUCAAAAUGGCUUCACUGGUUCCACCUCACAUCUCAUCCCACCAUUAACCAUGACUUUGGAAAGCAGGCAGACAGGCAGUUCUUCUUAGAGAAUAGGAAAUAAAGGGCUCAGAGGGGACACAGCCUCUCUCCAUGAGUACUGUAUUGUAGGAGCUGGGAAGAGCCGCAGCUGAUAACCAGUUCUCCUGGAACAAUGGUUUAGGGAAGGAAAGGUUUUGAGAUCUUACCCUCUGAAAAGAUUUGUGCCACACCCAUGGAUCAGGCCAUCAAGUCACAGAACUCCUGCAUCAGCAGCUCGAGCUGGACAGCCCCUGUGUGUGCUUAUGCAUCACUAGACAUGCAGGAGGUAGUUGGAUUGCCAGGUAACUGGGUAAAUGGCUCUCAGGCCUGCCUGGAGUAUCUUCACAGUGGAAUUAGAGCUAGGUCCAAGUUUCUGUCAUAACAGUGCUGUCCCCACCACACAUAGCCAUUCCCAUUUUGUUAAAGCAGCCACUGGUCUCUUGCCCAAAUGGGUAAUGACUCCCUGAAGAGGGCAGAGACCAUGGCACCCAUUCAGCUCCUUCUGCAUACUUUUAUUAGAAAUAGACUAGUUAAGAAAAUUGUUUCUAUGUACUGUAUAUUUUGUACCUGUUUACACUUCUAAUAUUGAUAUAACUGAUAUUUUGAAAAACAAAUGAACAGAAGACAUCCUGUUAAAAUAAAAUCUAACCAGCACCAAGGCU
Molecule: messenger RNA, 4466 nt
Organism: Mus musculus (house mouse)
Lineage: Eukaryota; Metazoa; Chordata; Mammalia; Rodentia; Muridae
Gene: Zfp746
Product: zinc finger protein 746
Exons: 7
Coding region: 1004-3025 (673 amino acids)
Biological process (GO): regulation of DNA-templated transcription; negative regulation of transcription by RNA polymerase II
Cellular component (GO): nucleus; cytoplasm
Source: RefSeq, a predicted model, not a curated record